CCUCACAGACUUGGCGGGAGCCGCAGGCUCGGCUCGGUUUGGCAGGCGCGGAUGGCCACGGUGCCUGGACCUGCCCACUAGCCGAAUACCAUGUCUCGAGAGGGAGGAUCAUGCCGCCUGGGCACGGGGCCCAAGGUACGGUCACGGAAGCCCAAGAAACCGCACUACAUCCCUCGGCCCUGGGGCAAGCCAUACAACUACAAGUGCUUCCAGUGCCCCUUCACCUGCCUGGAGAAGUCACACCUGUACAACCACAUGAAGUACAGCCUCUGCAAAGACUCCCUCUCACUGCUGCUGGACUCCCCUGACUGGGCGUGCCGCCAUGCACCCUCCUCACCCAGGCCCCGGGUGCCCACCCCUGACUGCCCCAGGGAUCCUCCAGGCCCUGGUACCCAGCCCUCUGUGCCCAAUCUUGUCACUGACAGCCUCUCCAGGCGUCACUGUGGUGGGGGCUCCAAGCCUGGGGCGGAAGGGUCCCCGGGGCCACUGCCCUCUCUGAUUAGGGCCUCCCGGAAGGGUCCAGGCCCUGCUGGGCUCCUGGUAGAGUCAUGGAAGCCAGGGCUGUGUACUGGCCCAAGGAACAUGGCCCUGGGGGUGGUGGGGGCCAUGACCUCAGCAGGUCCCGAGACCAAUGUCUCCUGCUACCCACCUCCUCCUCCAGGCGACCUCCCUGAGGCCCACAGCCUCCACCUGUCUCUGCUGGGUGUCAACUACCCUCUUGGCCCGGGUCUCUUCUCCUACCUGGGGCCCUCACUGGCUGCUGCUGCUCACAUGCCCUUCCUGGCCUCGGCCAGCCCCCUGCUAUCCCCAGCCACUGCUAUGCCAUCCCAGCAGCCCCCUGAGCACCAGACCCUGACCCCCCGCCUGUACUAUCCGCUGUUGCUAGAGCACAGAGUAGGGCUGCCCCCAGGCAGGGCAGCCCCGGCCAAGCCCUCUGUGCCCCCCAAGGGGCCCUCUGGGACUCUGGCUCCUGAGCUGCUGAAGGUGCCCAUUCCAGGGCUGCCCAGGACCUGGGCCCACAGCACCCCUAGGAACCCAGGGCAGGAGGGAGAGCUGGAGGGAGCUGCCCAGAGUGACCCCCAGACGAGGCUGCCUCCAGGGAACAGGCUGGAGCUCCAGAAGGCCUCCUCAAGCCUGGCAGAGUUCUGUCCCCAGAGCAGCCUGUCGACUGGCUCUUCCCUGAUGCUCUGGCCUGAGGACAAGGAGCUGAGUGACCCUGAGGCCCUGGACCCAGAGGUCCCCCUCCGCCAGCAGCCACAGGGCCUGGUGCUGGCUAGUGCAGGGCCUGUGGGAAAGGACCUGAGCCGGGCCCUGGGUGACUACGCCAGGGUGGAGCAGUGCCUGGGGCAACUGGCCCCAGGUGGAGGCCUGGCCCCCCGACCUCUGCGGGAGCAGCUGAGUAAAAUCCGCAGGGAGCUUCUGACUAUUCACCAGGCCCUGGAGCAGGCGGCACAGCCACCGGACACGCCCCUCGACCUCUCUCUGAAACGGGUGGCCACCGAGGGACCUGAGGCCACAGCAGGGUCCUGGGCGCUACCCAAGCUGGGCCCCACUUUGGCGGGGGUGCCCCCUGAGCCCCCAAGCAUGCUGGGUCCUGCGGCGCCUCAGCCUUUCUCUGGCCACACCACCAAGUGCGAGGCUGACUCCAGUGUCCCACCCCCUGGGCUUCCCUUCCAGGGCCCCGAAGACCCUGUCAUUCUUGGCGGUGGCUGGAGCACCUGUGUCAGGGCUGGGGGCUCCCAGACCCCUAAGGAUGUCCCUGGUCUGAAGAGUCCCCCAAGUGUUGAGGUCUGACCAUAGCCCCCUUAGCUUGCUGACCGUGCUUCCCAACCCCAGCCCCACUGCCUGGGCCUGUCCAGCCUCAGCAUGCAUGUAGAUGGAUCUUAAGCCCAUGAUAAGGCUUGUUUCUGGGACCACAUGGGAAUAGUUGGGUCAUGGUUAUUUAUUGAUCACAGUUGUGGACAUUAAAGUGGAAGUCACCUUCAAAAACCUUGCCUGGGCCACCUUCCUUUCUCCUAUAUCCAGAAGCAGUACUGGACCACUCCAGGAAACGUCCCUGACCUAGGCCUCUAG
This is a messenger RNA of Fukomys damarensis (Damara mole-rat), 2073 nucleotides long. It is a transcript of the gene Prr35, whose product is annotated as proline rich 35. The record is from RefSeq and is a predicted model, not a curated record. Bases 91 to 1794 code for a protein of 567 amino acids. NCBI's taxonomy places the organism in Eukaryota, Metazoa, Chordata, Mammalia, Rodentia, Bathyergidae. The transcript is spliced from 3 exons.